Molecule: messenger RNA, 1072 nt
Organism: Mercurialis annua (annual mercury)
Lineage: Eukaryota; Viridiplantae; Streptophyta; Magnoliopsida; Malpighiales; Euphorbiaceae
Exons: 2
Coding region: 98-748 (216 amino acids)
Source: RefSeq, a predicted model, not a curated record
GUCAACUCGUAACCACAGAAAUUUCGGAAUUAUUCAAAUUGCCGAUUUUAUUAAGACUCAAGUGUUGGGGCAGCGUGAUAUUCGGAUUAAGACGCUUAUGGCAGGGAUUUUAGAAUCCUUAGGACUGGACCUUCCAUAUAAGCGGGUGUGGUAUGCAAAGGAGAGAGCAAUUAGCAGCGUCUACGGGGACUGGGAAUAUAACUACACGCAAAUCACGAAAUUCAUGGAUAAUGUGGUCGAAGUGAAUCCUGGAUCCUUUUGGCAUGGUGAAGGCCGACUAACUGAUUGCGGUGGGGUGCAAUGUAGAAUUUUCAAGCGAAUGUUUUGGACCUUCUUUCCGAUGGUUGACGGAUUUCCAUUUUGCAAACCAGUUCUAUUCAUCGACGGGACGCACUUAUAUGGUAAAUACAAAUUGCAUAUGUUGAUAGCGUCGGCGGUAGAUGGCAACAACCACAUAAUGCCAGUGGCGUUUGCAAUAGUUGAGUCCGAAUCUAGUGAGAGUUUUGAAUAUUUUUUGAAUCAUCUUGGAGAUCAAGUCAUUCGCGACCGAAAGGUGGCCAUUGUAUCAGAUCGUGCUCCCGGAUUAAUAUCGGUUUUGAGGCGUCCGGAAUGGGAAGGGAUUGAUCAUUUUUUCUGUAUUCGGCAUUUAAUGGCUAAUUUCCACACUCAUAUCAGAAAUAAUGAUAUGAAGUUGCUGGCUGAGAAAGCAGGUAUUUUGCUGUCACUCGUCAACAUUUCUGGUUAUUGAACCAAAAAAGAGUAUAAAUUUUGCAUUAACAAAUACCUCAUAUUAACGUGUAGGUCGGACUUUUCAAGAGAAAAAGUACGAGCGAUACAUGGCCACUAUGGCAAUAAGAUCUCCGGCGGGGUAUGCUUAUUUGACCGAUGAGAGAUAUCUUAAGAAAGAACAGUGGGCUUUGUGUUGGGACAUUAAGGCGCAAAGGAACGGUGUAAUGACGACGAACUACGCCGAGUCCAUUAAUGCAACUCUAAAGAAUGUAAGGGGGCUUCCAAUCACAGCGAUGAUAGAGGCUAUCUUUGACAGACUCAGCGAUAUGUUCGUCAAGCGUUG